AUGGGUAAUUUCACGUUAGCUGCAGCAUAUAGCGAAGUUCGACAGCGUCGAGGAGCUUCUUUAUCUCAUCGAAUGAUUUGGGACAAUAGUAUACCACUGAAGUUCUCAAUCCUGGUUUGGAAAAUAUUGAGAAAUGCCAUUCCUUUGCCAUCUCAACUGCAAAAACUUGGCCGAAUUUGUAGAUUGGUACCAGUGGUAAUUUUGUUCUAUAUUUGGCAAGCUUACUGCGACAUAACCUGGGGAGAUACUGCUAUUUUCUUUCCAGCAAUUAAGCAUCAGAUUGCCACUUUUAUACUUAAUUGGGGAAUAGCUAAUUCAAUGAAGAAGUUUGCUCGACCAUUUCCACAAUUGUCAGAUAUUCUUCCUGAUGGAUUCGGUUUGCAGAAUUUGAAGCCCAUGCUGGUUUAUUGGAAAAAACCAGCAACUGGUUUUUUGAAACUUAAUAUCGAUGCUUCCUUCACUCCAUCUUUCUCGUCAGGAGGUGCAAUUAUAAGAGAUGAAUUUGGUUCCUUUGUUGCAGCUAUCUCCUUUUCUUUAGAGGCAACUAACGCUCUUGCUGCAGAGAUAGUUGAAGUUGAUCCUGAUGAAUCAAAUCCGCCGACUGUAACAGUAGAAGAUUCAACGAACAUCACCAGCAAACCUGAUGGAACUCGAGUAACAGAAACAAAAUCAAGGAGGGGUAUUAUAUUGAAGAAAGGAAAAUCCUUCAAGGAAAGAGUAUUGAGCAGGGUGUUUUCAGAGGACUACGACACUACAAAGAACAAGAUAUUGGAUCCUAAAGGCCAAACCAUUUACAAAUGGAACAUGACUUUCUUAGUGGCAUGUUUGGUUUCACUCUUUGUGGAUCCUUUGUUCUAUUAUGUGCCAAUCAUCAGCGGAGACUUGUGUAUAGACAUGGCAUUUAAUCUCAAAAUCAUCCUCACCAUCAUAAGAUCAAUAGCUGAUGUCUUCUAUGUGAUUCAUAUAUUUGUCAGAUUUCAUACAGCUUAUGUUGCACCAUCUUCCCGAGUACUCGGAAGAGGAGAGCUUGUAAUAAACUCUUCAAAGAUUGCAUUAAGAUACCUAAGCCAUGGCUUUCUGAUAGACGUUAUUGCUGCCUUGCCCUUUCCUCAAAUAUUGAUUUGGUUUAUUAUUCCUAAUAUUGAUGGCUGGGGAAUCAUGCACAUGAAGAACAUCAUUUGGUUGCUAAUUAUGAUUCAAUACCUUCCAAGAAUCUUUCUUAUAUUUCCACUUUGGUCGCAUAUUGCUGAUGCUGCUGGUGUUGUGACACAAAAAGCAUGGACAGGAGCCGUCUAUAAUCUGUUCCUGUAUAUGGUCGGCUCCCAUGUCUCAGGAGCUUGCUAUUAUCUGCUUUCGCUGGAACGAAUUCAAGAUUGCUGGCACAGUGUCUGCAAUCUUGAGAAUUCACAUUGUCCAAAUGGAUUCUUUGAUUGCCGGCAAGUCAAAAACCCUCGAAGGUCUGAAUGGUUCCUGUCGACCAAUAUCUCAAACCAAUGUAAUGCAAGUAUGAGCGGCAACAGCCCUUAUCAAUAUGGCAUAUACAUUGGGGUAUUGCAACUUAAUAUAGGAAGUGCAGCAUUCAUGAACAAGUACUUCUACUGUUUCUGGUGGGGUUUGAAGAAUGUCAGUACUAUUGGACAAAAUCUAAUUACAAGCAUCCGAGUUGGAGAAAAUAUUUUUGUAACCAUCGUUGGGAUUAUUGGACUUUCACUGUUUGCCUUGCUUAUUGGGAAUAUGCAAAGGUACCUCCAAUCUACAACCAAAAGGCUAGAGGAAUGGAAGAUUAAGAGAGCUGAUAAAGAACAAUGGAUGCAUCAGAGGCAUCUGCCUAUAGAACUAAGGCAGUCUGUGAGAAAUUAUGAUCAAUAUAAAUGGUUAGCUACUGGAGGUGUUGAUGAAGAAACCCUUAUUCAAAGCUUUCCAGUGGAUCUCCGAAGAAAGGUUAAACGCCACUUAUGCUUUGAUAUAGUUCGACGUACACCCCUGUUUGAUGAAAUGGAUGAAACAAUGUUGGAUGCAAUCUGCGAGAGGCUUAAGCCAGCAUUAUGUAUCCAAGGCAUAUGCAUAGUACGUGAAGGUGACCCUGUGAAGCAAAUGCUAUUCAUAAUCAGAGGCCACCUUGAUUCUUACACCGGCAAUGGACAACUCAACUUGUGUCGAAUAGGUCCAGGUGACUUCUGUGGUGAGGAGUUGCUGACAUGGGCAUUGGACCCACGUCCACGUGUGCCCUAUCCAUCGUCUACUCGAACUGUCAAGGCCACCAAUGAAGUAGAAGCAUUUGCUCUCCUAGCACAGGACUUGAAAUUUGUAGCAUUACAAUUUAGAAGGCUAAACAGUAAACAGCUUAGGCACAAGUUCAGAUUCUAUUCUCAUCAGUGGAGGACAUGGGCAGCAUUUACUAUACAAGCUGCAUGGCACAGGCACAGAAAGUUCAAGGAAAUGGGCGAGCCACUUGAGCCUGGGAUGCCUCCGCCAGGGUCAUUUUGGUCUGUACUGGCUGAGAGCCUGGUGGCAAGCGCUAGAUGGACUACAAAGCAGAAGCAAUCAGCUGCAGGGUCAGUUUCUGAUGCUGCAAGCUCAAUAGAGAAACCAGAAGAGCCUGAUUUUUCAGAUGAAGAGUGGAUGGAUAAUUAACAGCAGUCUCCAAAUGGCUUCAGAUACUUGAUUUUAGAUGUUAAAGAUAAGUUUACUGUCAGUUAUGCA
Molecule: messenger RNA, 2703 nt
Organism: Manihot esculenta (cassava)
Lineage: Eukaryota; Viridiplantae; Streptophyta; Magnoliopsida; Malpighiales; Euphorbiaceae
Product: protein CNGC15b
Exons: 8
Coding region: 1-2634 (877 amino acids)
Biological process (GO): monoatomic ion transport; transmembrane transport
Cellular component (GO): membrane
Molecular function (GO): monoatomic ion channel activity
Source: RefSeq, a predicted model, not a curated record